AUGGAUCAUCGCUGGCUUCAGGGGCUGAUUCCUCUCCUCCUGCAGCAUAACGGCCUGCCCGCAGUGCACAUCCCUCUAUGCGCCUUGACUGCGAACACCAGCGCCAACACAAGACUGUCUCGUCGAGGCCAUCCCGGAAAUACGGGGAAGACGGAAGAUGAAACCGUGGCUGCUCCUAACCACCAACAAGAAGAAGCAGCGCCAGCGGGAGACGAGCCCAAGAACCGGGAGGAGACGGAGACGCAGGACAACCCCGGCAAGCCAAAUCAACCCUCCGACCCCCAGCCCCCCUCCGUCAAGAAGGAAGACAACGACGGCUGGGUGACUAAGAAAAAGCGGCGACGGAGGAAGUCAUUCCUUCGGCUCGUGCUGCCAAAGAGAGAACAGACGACCACGCCUGAUAUUGCCCUCCGCGAGUCACCCACCAACACGAGGCUGAGGAGAGAAAAACAGACGGGAAAGUCCGGGAAGACGUGCUCCAUGGCUGCUACAUCCACGAAGAGAAUCGCUUCGUGGGAACCAUCAAAGGCUACACGGGAUUCCCCGGCUACACGAGCUACCCGUACCCUCAAGACGUCAGUACACCAGCGAAGAAUGCAAAACACGAAUAAGGACGACGCACCUGCCCCUGCAGCUAUGAGACCAGCCAAGCCUCGCGAAGAAGACCUACGCAAGGCCCAUGAGUCUCCCGCAGCAGCAUCCACCCCCAGCAGCAGGCUCAGCGAUGAUGAAACAAGCUCCGAUGGCGAGGAGGACGACAGAAGUCAACACCGCGAGCGACGACCGUCUGUGGAGCACAUGACUAGCGAGAAACCCCGGCUCCAACCAGACAACCAGGCGGAAGAUGAGGGCUGGGUCACCAAGAAGAAGCGGCAACAGAAGACAAAAGUUGCUGAUCCAGCGCCUCUCCAGACGACAAAACCCACGGCUAGGCCAACAACCACACCGUCCGCUGCCCUCCGUGAGUCAUCAGCCAUCAGGAGGAUGCAGCACGAGAACAAGUCUGGGCUGGUCUUGUGGGCUCUCAAACAUUUUCGUGAUAUCAUUUACAACUAUCCAGUCACUGUAUAUACUGAUCAUUCUGCUCUAACUCAACUUUUCUCAGGAAAGAACGUUACAGGUCGACUUGCCAGAUGGUUCCUAACAGUUGAGCAGUUCCAAGCAGAGAUAAAAUAUUUACCUGGACGUGCUAAUCUCGUCGCAGAUGCUCUUUCUCGUAAUGUAGCUACUGCCGCAGUGACACAAGUUCAUAAUUCUUCUCACCAAGACUUAACGUUAGCUCAACGUCAUGAGCAAAACACCAGCGAGCCACUGUCACAGUUGCCAACGAGGGAAAACCUGAACAAAUUUCACAAAGCAGACCUCCAGAAACGAUGUCGUGAUUUAGGAAUAACAAAAGUAUGGUUUAAGAAGAACGAACUCAUAGAUAUGAUCAUGAAUACAGUGCAGCAGUCCUCCCAAACCCUACAGACAUCGCAGGCAAGGACUCAGUCACGCUCAUCGCCUGCCAGACAACUUAUCCAGCCUGAUGUUACACCAAUGUCUGCAGUGACUGAAGUCCUAAACCAUCCACCUUCCCGUGAAGCACAACCGACAUCUAGUGACGACGAGCUAUCACCUGAUAGCGAAGCCACACAACCAAGUUACAUUCCUCAUACAGUCAAUGAAGCAUCUACCAUAGACCCCCAAGAAACACUCAUAGAAAAUGGCAGUAGGCAACCCCCAGCAGACGAUACACAGCAGCUCACCACAGACGACACGCAUCCAUCCCUGCCAACUCACCACCACGACAUGAGUGACCAGGAGAGGAAUCAGCUGCAGAAUAUUUAUGAUGACAUCAAAUUAAUUAAGUCAAAACUCGAGAUAAAAGAUUCUGAAAUUGAGCUACUUAACGCAGAAGUGAAGACAGCCUACUGCACAAUUCAUCUCUUACAACAACGCAUUGCCGACCUGGAACAUGAAAACAAAAGCAGACCGCAAGACGCAGCUUCAGACGCUACAGCCUCAACUGAAUGUCUCCUCUUAGGAGACACCAACACACUAACGAGUCCUUCGCUCUGA
Messenger RNA from Portunus trituberculatus (swimming crab), 2061 nucleotides. RefSeq names its product AF4/FMR2 family member 4-like. The transcript is spliced from 5 exons. Lineage: Eukaryota; Metazoa; Arthropoda; Malacostraca; Decapoda; Portunidae. The record is from RefSeq and is a predicted model, not a curated record. The coding region runs from base 1 to 2061 and encodes 686 amino acids.